AUGGCAGAGAACGUAUGCGCGUGGAUGCGCGAGGGCGUCGAUACGUGCAGAGACCGAGUACCAGAGCGCUGCGUGUGUGCGCCGUUCAAUGCAGUCGGUGGUUGCGCGUGCUGCGUGUGUGUGCGGAUCGAGUUUAUUGAACUGUGUGGUGGAGAGGUACGGGUGAGAGGAAGGGAGAAAAGGGCGGGUCGUUCUGCUGGGAUGCCAUCAUCACAUUGCGACGCUGCAUGGCGCACAGGGUGGGAGGAGUGGUGCAGAGGGGCACAGUACGGUGGAGAGGUCGAGGUGCUGUGGGCGCGUCUGUUGCUGCAGGCAGAGGGGGAGGCAGCCAGCUAUUUCUGCAUGUGCUCCCUUUCUCUCCCCUGUUCGCGACUUUUGAGGCGCCUCAAAAGUGUUUUUCUCCCCUCCUCUCGCGUGCAGGAUGAGGUGCUGCGAGCGCGGCUGCUGCAGGCAGAGCAGGCGACUACCAACGAUUGCUGCCUGUGCGUCCCAUGCUCGCUCCCCAGUCCACCCUUUCCAUUGACUCUCGCAACGCUCCUCUCUCCUCCUCGCCCCUCCUCUCGCGUGCAGGAUGAGGUACUGCGGGCGCGUGUGCUGCAGGCAGAGGGGGAAGCGGCUGCCGGCCGGUCAGCAGAGGGCAACGAGGAGCGAGUGGGGGCGAUGAAAGGACAGGCGGAACAGAUGGAGAGGCGCCUCAUCCUGGCCAGUGCCACGCCCGGCACUGAGGGCUUCCAGACCCGGUGGAGGCUGCAUGGCGAGCUGCAGGACACCAGGGCAAGGACGAAGGUGCUGGAAGCCAAGAUGCACGAGCAGGUGCAGGCGUCCAGGCAGAAAGAAACGGCCAGCAAACCGUGGUGGCGAAUAAUUUAG
Molecule: messenger RNA, 870 nt
Organism: Closterium sp. NIES-65
Lineage: Eukaryota; Viridiplantae; Streptophyta; Zygnematophyceae; Desmidiales; Closteriaceae
Source: the annotation of a GenBank genome assembly